AGCUCAAUCGAUACUCUCCCUAGUUUUCGUCUCUCUCUAGCUUUCAAUUCCAAGUUUUCUCAGAUUUGUUUUGUAUAUAGAUCUCCUCGCGCUUAUACGAUAUAGCAGAAUUUGUGAUCGGAUUCUUCUUUUUUUUUUUUUUUUUUUUCGGUGAGGCCUAUAAGAAUUGGUGAAUAAUCUAGGUUUCCAAGGAUCUUGAUGUUGGUGGGUAGGUUUCAAAAGGUGAAAUUUUGUGAAUUCUAGAUGGUUCUAGACAUUCUUCGAGUUUAGGUUUUCUUAUCUGUUGCGGAGAUUCGAGUUUGAGGUAUCAGGUUUUUAGUUAUCUAGGAAAGUCACCGAAUUUGAUUCUCCGGCUGGAUGGAAUUGUUUGCCCACAAUUGAUUAUCGGUUCAUUCUCGCUAGCGUUGAAAUUUGGUUGCCUGCAUUAUCUUACUCUUUUUGUCCACCAGCAAAACUAUGUUUUUCGAUGGAUACCACCAUUAUCAUGGCACAACCUUUGAGCAGAGUUAUCGGUGUUAUCCGGCAUCUUUUAUUGACAAGCCACAAAUCGAAAGUGGAGACAAGAUUAUAAUGCCACCAUCAGCCCUUGAUCGUCUGGCCUCUUUGCAUAUUGACUAUCCGAUGCUGUUUGAGCUUCGUAAUGCUGGAAUUGAACGUGUGUCUCACUGUGGAGUCCUUGAGUUCAUUGCAGAAGAAGGCAUGAUUUACAUGCCAUAUUGGAUGAUGCAGAAUCUGCUACUGCAAGAAGGUGACAUUGUGAGAGUUAGAAAUGUCACACUUCCAAAGGGAACUUAUGUUAAACUACAGCCCCACACUACGGACUUUCUGGAUAUAUCUAACCCAAAAGCCAUCUUGGAGACUGCUUUGAGGAAUUACUCAUGCCUAACCACUGGAGAUAGCAUUAUGGUUCCAUACAACAAUAAGAAAUAUUUUAUAGAUAUAGUUGAAACAAAGCCUGCUAAUGGAAUCAGCAUCAUAGAAACAGACUGUGAGGUUGAUUUUGCACCUCCUCUUGAUUACAAGGAGCCUGAACGUCCCACAGCACCUGCUGCAGCUAAGGGUCCGGCAAAAGCUGAGGAGGUUGUGGCUGAGCCUGAACCAAAGUUCAACCCUUUCACGGGAUCUGGACGACGGUUAGAUGGGAGACCUCUUUCCUAUGAGCCCCCGCCUGCCUCUUUCUCAUCCUCUAGUUCAAAAGACAAACAACCUGCUGUUGCUAAUGGUAAUGGACAGUCAUCUGUAGCAAGUAGCUCAGAGAAAUCUGCGCGAAAGGCUCAAGGAAAGCUUGUGUUUGGUGCCAAUGCAAACCGUACUCCCAAAGAAGCUCCAAAGGUUGGAGCUGGAAAAGAGACAAAACAGGAGGAACAGGAGAAGAAAGAAGAUCCUAAGUUCCAAGCUUUCACUGGAAAGAAAUAUUCAUUGAGAGGUUGAUCAACUCGCACAAUCAGUUCGCUCAGACUAUUUAUGAUCCUCUCAUGUUGUGUAUUAUAAGUACUAGUGCUUCGAAUCAGAAAACAAAUAAUUUAAUAAAGUUCUGGCUUUACUUCUCUGGUUCUAUGUGAGAGAGAGAGGGGGAAAAUCGCUUUCUAUUAUCAGAUUUAAUGCAACUUUCUUCA
This is a messenger RNA of Eutrema salsugineum, 1616 nucleotides long. Its product is annotated as ubiquitin recognition factor in ER-associated degradation protein 1. NCBI's taxonomy places the organism in Eukaryota, Viridiplantae, Streptophyta, Magnoliopsida, Brassicales, Brassicaceae. Gene Ontology annotation, cellular component: VCP-NPL4-UFD1 AAA ATPase complex. Gene Ontology annotation, molecular function: polyubiquitin modification-dependent protein binding. The record is from RefSeq and is a predicted model, not a curated record. Bases 457 to 1431 code for a protein of 324 amino acids. The transcript is spliced from 10 exons.